AUGGAGCCAAAUAGAAAACGAAGGCGUGUGUGUACCAACAGUGAGAUUGACCGUGAGUUAAUUGAUAGUGACAGUGACACUGAAAUAAGUUCUUUAUUUUCAUCAGAUGGUAACAGUGAGUACAUUCCAACCUCUAACAGUAGUGAUGAUUCUAGUAGUGAAGUAGACCGCAAUGAAGUUGUUACUGAAGUAGAGGCACAUGAAUAUGUGCAGAAUCAAAAUAAUUUUACCGAUGAUGUUAAUGUACAGUUCGUUGCCAAUGAAGUCCACAAUGAUCAUAUCAGUAUUAAUGGUUGUUGGACUGACACGAACAAAGUCCCACUAAUUCAUGAUUUUGUGGGUGAAGAAAAAGUGAAUAUACAAACAACUGAUCCAGUUGAAGUGUUUGGCAAUAUUUUUGACACCGCCCUGUUAGAAAAAAUUGUCACAUGGACAAACACCAGAGCUGGAAUCAUGCGAGGGACACCUCUUUCCAAACAUGCUCAUCUAAACUUUUGGGAAAAUGUUUCUGUUGAAGAAUUGAAAAAAUUUUUAGGUUUGUGUAUGUUGAUGGGUAAUGUAAACCUUCCAUCUAUAAAACACUAUUGGUCCAAGGACGGCUUAUAUGAGCAUCCUAUCUUUGGCCGGACCAUGUCCCGCAAUCGUUUUGAAUGUAUUUUAAGAUGUUUGUGUUUUUAUGAUCCAAACAUAGACUCCACAGACAAUAGGAUGCAUAAAAUUGAGAAUGUCCUCAAUGAUAUCUUAGCAAACUCUGUUAGGGUUUACAGCCCUGGGAAGUCACUUUCUCUAGAUGAGGCUAUGGUCCUCUUCAGAGGCCGACUGUCGUUUCGGCAGUAUAUAAAAAACAAAUCACACAAGUACGGUAUAAAACUGUACGAACUGACAACAUCUGAUGGAUUCAUUUUAAAUAUCAUCAUCUACUUAGGAAAGGGGACACUUAUUGACAAAGAAAAGGGCCACGCCUUUGAAGUUGUGAGAAAGUUAAUGCAGAACUACCUCGGCAAAGGCCACAUAAUCUUUCUCGACAAUUUCUACAACAGCGUGGACCUGGCCGAGUACCUAAUGACCAACCAGACUAACAUGUGUGGUACUCUACAGUCAAAUAGAGUUGGGAAUCCGCAAGUUGUGGUGCAAACAAAACUGAAAAAGGGGGAGUGUGUGAGCCGUCAAAGAGGUGACGUUACCGUCAUGAAAUGGCGAGAUAAAAGAAAUGUUUUGACUAUUUCAACUUCAAAUGGCCCCGAGAUGGAGGAAACAAGAACAAAAAGGGGAGAAGUGAUCCAAAAGCCCAGCAUGGUUGUUCGCUACAACAAGGGUAUGAGUGGGAUUGAUCGCAGUGAUCAAAUGAUCUCUUAUUAUUCCACUCCUAGAAAGUCUCUUCGGUGGUACAUAAAAAUAUUUUUCCACCUGCUAGAUGUAUCACUGUGGAACAGCACAUUUAUUUUUUCCAAAUUGACAACGAAGACAACCUAUCUGAAUUUCAGAGACAUUAUUAUAAAACAAUACAUUCAUGUAGAACCCAUUCCACGGAAACCUCGCCCCAUCCGCUCUUCACAGACGACUCAUGCUCCUGUCAAGCUGGAAAAGCGACUGAGGUGCCAUGUCUGCCGAGAAGCACACAAUACAAGGAAGCAAACCUUUUAUGCCUGCUCUAUUUGCAAGGACUCUAAAGACAAACCAUUUGGCCUUUGCAUGCCAACUUGUUUCAAUCUAUGGCAUGAGAAGUAG
Molecule: messenger RNA, 1728 nt
Organism: Homalodisca vitripennis (glassy-winged sharpshooter)
Lineage: Eukaryota; Metazoa; Arthropoda; Insecta; Hemiptera; Cicadellidae
Product: piggyBac transposable element-derived protein 4-like
Exons: 1
Coding region: 1-1728 (575 amino acids)
Source: RefSeq, a predicted model, not a curated record